Molecule: messenger RNA, 1592 nt
Organism: Mycena citricolor
Lineage: Eukaryota; Fungi; Basidiomycota; Agaricomycetes; Agaricales; Mycenaceae
Source: the annotation of a GenBank genome assembly
GUUGCACUCAGCUCAGAAGUUUUCGGCGGCUGCGCGGACACCUCGAGCCGAGAUGAGUCAUGCCAAGUCGUGGCAACUUGACUAUAGAUUCACGUCUCUCACGACGUUCCUUUUCUUUCACGUCCAUCACGAUGCCCGCUGAUUCAGAGACUCAAAUAAUGCCAUCGAUAAUCGGCCCCAAUCCUCCAGCGGAUUCGACCAAUUCUGCUACCACGAGACGCGACUUUGGGUUCCUGCCUGUGCCUCGGUGCGCCCAUCUGGAUAGCUCUGGUGAGAUCGGUUACGCGAGAGUCCUUUCGUUUGCAUUCGCGGCUACUUUCAUACAACUGGCGCAAGCGUUCCAAGUCGACGACUUCCAAGUCUCGCGGAUUCCAAUUCUUCUCCAGGCCGGAUAUGCCACUGGCUUGCUGUUCAUAGCACCGCUAGGAGACAUAUUCCAUCGGCGGCAGCUCGUUCUAAUUCUCAUCGUAACUUCGGGAGCCCUCACUGUCGGUUUGGCAUUGACAAGAUCCUUGGUCGCCUUUGAAGUCCUUUCUUUCUUAACGGCAGUCGCCACCGUGACGCCUCAGGUUCUGAUCCCGCUCACUGCGGAUCUGGCCCCGGCAAACCGGCGCGCAACUUUCAUUGCCCUCGUCAUUGCGGGUCUUCUCACCGGCGUUCUCGCUGCUCGUGUUCUCGCUGGGAUCAUCACUCAAUAUUCAUCCUACCACAAUGUAUACUGGAUGGGCGCCGGAGGCCAAUUCCUUCUCGCCAUCGUCCUCUACCUCGUCGCGCCACCUGUCCCGGUCAAAAACGAGCACCUCUCGUACUGGCAGAUCAUGGCGAGCUUAGCAAAAUUUGCAGUGACCGAGCCCAUUCUUGUUCAGGGGUGCCUCAUCUUUUUCUGCAGCGAGGCGGUAUUCUCGGGAUUCUGGGUUACCAUGACUUUCCUUUUGGACGGCGAGCCCUAUAACUAUUCAACUUUGGUCAUCGGUAUAUUUGGUCUUGUCGGACUGGCCGGAAUAGGCAUGUCUCCACUCAUCGGACGGGCGGUAGACAACCUCGUCCCGUGGGCUGCGACCUUUGUUUCCGUGUGGUUCGUGAUAGCGUCUCAGAUCGUUGAGACGUUUGGGGCUGAGAAAAGCAUCGCCGCUGUUAUUGUUGCGACGCUGAUUCUUGAUGUCGGUUCUCAAGCUACUCAAGUUUCGUUGACCGCAGUCAUUUUCGAGAUCGAUCCAAGUGCUCGGGCGCGUUUGAAUACUCUGCUUGUCGGAUCCAUCUUUCUCGGCCAGGUCGCUGGAACCGCUAUCGGAACUAAGCUCUAUGUUUCUGGCGGAUACAAACUUUCCUCGGGCAUCCGCGUGGUUUUUGCAGGACUGGAGCUUCUCGUGCUCCUGGCGAGAGGCCCCCAUGCCCCACGACACACCUGGUUUGGAUGGGCAGGCGGGAUGAAUCUCCGGAAAUCAACGCCAGCGCCACCGAUAGAGAACGGCAUCCCGGAGGCGGGGGUUGACUCGGACGAAAAGCACCAGUAGUUCAAUCAAUACAGUGUAUUUCCCGCUCCCCAGCAGAGCAACCUAAAAUUCUGAUCGCCAAGUUGGAGUUUGAUUUGA